AUGGCACAAACUUUGUUGAUGCCUUCAUUUUGGAAUACUGUUGUGUUUGCCCUUAAGGUCUCGGGUCCUCUUGUCAAAGUGCUUAGAUUGAUUGAUACCGAGAAGAAACCUCCCAUGGGAUACAUUUAUGAGGCAAUAGAUAGGGCAAAAGAAUGCAUUGCAAGUUCAUUUGAUCAUAAAGAAGAGAAGUAUAAUGAAAUCUUUGAAAUCAUCGACAAAAGAUGGGAUGUCCAAUUGCAUCGGCCUUUACAUGCAGCUGCGCAUUUUCUUAACCUAGAAUUCUUUUACCCAAAAGCAUUAGAGGUGCAAAAAGAUCAUGAAGUAAUGAAUGGGUUUUAUGAAUGCAUGCAAAGGUUGGUCCCGGAUGUCACUGUUCAAGAUUUGAUCACUAAUGAGAUGAGUAUUUAUAUGAAGGCUGAAAGUCUUUUUGGCAAGUCUGUUGCGAUUAGGCAAAGAAAUACAAGAGCACCAGCUAAUUGGUGGGCAUCAUAUGGUUCUUAUACUCCAAACUUGCAAACUUUUGCCAUAAAACUUCAUAGCAAGAAAAGAAAUAGAUUAGCUUCUAGAGUAGAAGAAAGUAGCCAUGCAAGUAGAGCAACAAGUUCACGCUCAAAGGCACAACCGAGGAUAUCUAAAUCAUCAACAUUGACUCCACUUCAAUUAAAAGAUGAAGAGGAAGCGGGCUCAGAUGACACAGAGGAGGAAGAUGUUGAGGGAUAUAAAUCAACUGAUGGAGAAGAAGAUGUUGCCAUUGAUGUUGAGGAUGAUGAUUGA
This is a messenger RNA of Camellia sinensis, 774 nucleotides long. The record is from RefSeq and is a predicted model, not a curated record. NCBI's taxonomy places the organism in Eukaryota, Viridiplantae, Streptophyta, Magnoliopsida, Ericales, Theaceae.